Molecule: messenger RNA, 3334 nt
Organism: Tyto alba (common barn owl)
Lineage: Eukaryota; Metazoa; Chordata; Aves; Strigiformes; Tytonidae
Gene: SERGEF
Product: secretion regulating guanine nucleotide exchange factor
Exons: 11
Coding region: 52-1215 (387 amino acids)
Source: RefSeq, a predicted model, not a curated record
CUUCCUCCCCGGCCUGCGGCGCGGCGGGAAGGGCCGGGGGCCGCCGGCCCCAUGGAGCCGCUGCUCUUCGCGUGGGGUGCAAACAGCUACGGACAACUUGGUCUUGGUCAUAAAGAGGAUGUGCUGGUACCUCAGUCACUGAAAGAUGUUUCCUGCAAAUGUCAAGACAUUAAAAGCAUUACUGGAGGAGGGGGACAUUCUGCAGUUAUCACUGGUUCAGGAGAACUCUUUGUAUGUGGCCAUAACAAAGAUGGGCAGCUGGGAUUGAAUCACACAGAGGAUGUACUGCGUUUUACCUUGUGCACUGCCCUGUCUGGCUGUUGUGUAAAACAAGUUGCCUGUGGCUGGGAUUUUACAAUCAUAUUAGUAGAAUCUGGCCUAGUUCUGUCGUGUGGAUCUAACUCUUUUGGACAAUUAGGAGUUCCUCAAAUUUCAGGUCCGUGCUUGAUUCCACAACAGAUUGAGUGUCUCAAAGAGAAGGUGGUGAAUAUUGCUGCAGGACUCAGACAUGCCCUUGCUGCUACAGAGAGUGGUUUGGUGCUUCAGUGGGGAACUGGCAUGGCGUCUCAGGCAAAGCGUGCAAACCAAGGAAGAACCCUCCCACUGUUCUUGACAGCAAAGGAACCCUGUGAAGUAACAGGCUUGGAAGAUGUAAAGGUGAAGACAGUCGCUGCGGGCUCCUGUCAUUCAGUGUCACUCACAGGUGAAGGACACCUGUAUGUUUGGGGUAGCAACAAACAUGGGCAGCUGUUGAGCAAAGAAAUCUUUCUUGCUGAGCCCAAGAAGAUUGAGACUCAGUUUUUCUCACAUGAAAAGAUUGGAGCAGUUUGGUGUGGCUGGACCCACUUGGUGGCACGAACAGAAGCUGGUAAGAUAUUCACCUGGGGCAGAGCGGACUAUGGGCAAGUUGGAAGGCAUGCCGUGGUUCCCGACGGGCAGAGGGUGUGCACAGCAUCUGAACAACGCUUGGAGCUGUUGAGUAACACCCCUAUUUCAGUGCCUUGCCUAAAUGGAGCAUCUCAGAUUGCAUGUGGCUCAGAGCAUAAUCUGGCAGUAGUUGGUGGCCAGUGCUUCUCUUGGGGAUGGAACGAACAUGGGAUGUGUGGUGAUGGCACAGAAGCAAAUGUUUACACCCCGAAGCCAGUCAACGCUCUUGGUUAUGCAAAACAGAUCUUAAUUGGAUGUGGGGCAGGACAUUCCAUGGCUCUUUGUUAAUCUCCACAUUAGACUUGGCACACCUGAAAUCAUAGCAUUCGUGGAUGUGGAUGGACAUCUUUGGGUUGCAUAGCUCAGAAGUGCUAGAGGAGGAUUGCCCAUGAUUAACACAAUAGUUGGAAAGUGCAGAAGUUUUUUCUAAGACUAGAAGGCAUGAGUAUGCAUAGAAAAUGAUAAUAUUUUAAAAAUCGUUUCAUGGGUCUUUUUCACAGGAAUUUACAUUCUUACCCACAGAUAGAAUGACAUUUUGCCUUGAUGCAAUGCCAUUGAAGAAAGAAUGACUUUUUCUUGUUGUUCUGAGAAGACUUUGACGAAGAAACCGGUUGCUUAAUUGCUUAUGAUUGGUGUAUAAAUUCAGUCUGAGGAAAUGGCCUGAGAAGGUGGUGACAUAGGGCUCCUUCUGGUCUUUUGUUAUUGUAUCUGUUCAUCAUGAUGAGCAUGUGUUGCGCCUGCCAACUUCUAUUGGAGUUGUGAACUCCCAGCAUCUCAGAAAAUCCAGUUUGCAUCACAGAGAAAUGCCAGUGAACAUAAAUAGAUGCAGACACACAUCUUAAACAGAAGAUUAGGAUUAAAACAAAAAAAAAAAAAGAAGGCUUACAAAAGGGGAACAUGAGGCCCUUCUGAACUAGCUAUAUCUUGAUUACACUGUGAAAGGAGCAAUAUUUCUGAGGAAUUAUCUUCUGUGCCAGACAUCAGUUUAUUAUAGAUUUACAGGAAUGCAGAUCUGCAUGAAUUAUCAUCAACUUGCAAACCAAACCUGAAAUUUCUGAAGCUACUACUUAGGCAAGAAAAAAUUCUAAGAGCUCAUGGAAACAAUAGAAAAGUUCUUGUCAAAGGGCGUAAAACAGUUGUAGCUGCUGAGAACAGUUUGAUCCAACAUAACUCCUGUGUUUCCAGCUGCCUUUGAAUAGGAAGACAUCCAAAUCUAAACAGAAAGAUUUUAUGAAUUCUCCAGCCUAAAAAGCAGACCAGAAUGCUCCUGAUGAAUUUCAGGUUAGUUCUCACGUUUCGCAGCCCAGCUGAGUUACUGUUCAGAACAUGCCCACAGUACUUGUUCCAGGUGAGUGCUUGGCAGAGAAUGUAGGCCUAACACUUGUUUUGGUAGAAGAAAUGAAAAAGUGUAAAAUAUCUUAAGAUAUUAUUAGAUGCCUAUGUUGAGCAGAAUUUUGGAAGCUAUUUAUAAAACUGUUUUUCACACAAAUACAGUGGAUGGCAUUAAACUGGAUGUUUACCACCCACGAUAGUUACAUUUGGUGUGGUAUUUGAUAUAUUUCAAGUUCUAAAUAUAGAGAAUACUACUGUGUGGUAAAUGCACCUUUUAAUGAGACCUACUGUUGCUAAACAGUGGUUUAAUUUUUAAAGCAGGCUUCCCAGGGAAGAAACCUUACAGAAUACUCAGAGAAGGGCUCUUAGGAAGUAGGACAGGAAGGCUUUCUAAUGAUAUAUCAAGAUACACAUGGAAGGAAGGAAUUAAGGGGGGUAAUAUGGGCUGUGAGGGUCUUUUUCCCCCCCUUGGUUUUACAGCAGUUCUAGUUCAUGGCCUAAUUUUCAAAGGCAUUUUCUUUUUCUAUUCAAUGGUUGUGAAACUUGAACUGACUAUGAAGCUGAUUAUAACUGUAUUACAGGUACUGAAAGAAUCUGUAAGAAUAAUCAAAUGGGUCCUCUGCAAAAAGUACAGAAUUGAGUCUUGUACUGUAAAGUGGUUCUGUUAAUCUGUGUAUUAGUUGUGGUUCUUCAUGGCAAUACGCUGUUCUGGGCUGUGACCUCUUGCACUUUUUACUUAUCAAAGUUGCUAUUUAUUGACUCUCCUCAAUGAUACUUUCUAGAUACCACAACUUCUCUAUUACAUAUACUGAACAGUUUUUUCGUGCUUUUUUUUUUGGCAUUUCUACCUUUUGUUUUCCUCCAAAAUCCGUGUACCAAAUAAACAUGUUAUCUUGUUUCAGUAAUCAUACCCUCUAAAUAAUUCUGUUCCUUGAUUAAUCACAGCUAGUAUGUGUGCCCUCUAACAAGGGUUACUGUACUGAGCAUAUUUUGACUGUGUAUGCUGUUCCUGCAGAUCAUUUCAGAGGAAUCUAACGAAUUACAUAGAAAAUAAAUGCAACUUGGUAAUAUGAAA